Knipowitschia caucasica is the source of this 1293-nucleotide messenger RNA. The record is from the annotation of a GenBank genome assembly. Lineage: Eukaryota; Metazoa; Chordata; Actinopteri; Gobiiformes; Gobiidae.
AUGAUCGAGAUUGAGAUUGAUGGACAAGAUAAACAAACAUGCCUCGAAGAAGGCAUGGAAGAGCAAACUAUCACUGCAUCAGACUUAGUUCAACAAGACAUUGACAUUAAUGAGCCUAUUGGUAACUUGAAGAAACUUUUGGAGCCUCGUGUCCAGAUUUCCCUUGAUGCAUAUGACAUUUGUUUGCAGGAUAUUCAGCUACAUCCUGAUCACAGCCUGUUUGACCAAGGAGUUAAAACUGAUGGCACAGUGCAGUUGAGUCUCCAGAUUAUAGCUAAACCAGGAGAGGAAAAGUUGAACAUUUUGGAGAUUGUGAAGCCAGUGGAAACAGUAGAGGUUGUGAUUGACCCUGAUGCUGCAGGUGAGGAGGGUACACUAGUGGAGGAAGGGCAGCUCAUUGCUGUGGAGCGAUCGCUCUCUGAUGAGACCUCAGAACAGGUGACGCGCUGGGCUGCAGCGCUUGAAGGCUACAGAAAAGAACAGGUUCGCCUGGGUAUACCAUAUGAUCCUGUCCUGUGGACAGCAGAUCAGGUGAUCCACUGGGCUGUGUGGGUUAUGAAGGAGUUCAACAUUGAUGAAAUGGAGAUUGGAAGCCUCCACAUUCCGGGCCGAGAGCUUUGUUCUUUCUGCCAAGAAGAGUUCCUCCAGAAAGUUCCCAAUGGAGAAAUCUUAUGGAGCCACCUUGAGCUCCUUCGGAAAUAUGUCUUGGCCAGUCAAGACCAAACUGGUUGUGAUGCUACUGUCACAAUUGAUCAACCGGUCCAAAUAAUCCCAGCUCAAGUUAGCACCCCUACUACAAUUAAGGUGUUAAAGCAAAACCGUGGCCCAAGAACACCUCGCAUUUCUGGAGAAGAACGUAGCUCUCCUGGCAAUCGUACAGGUAAUAAUGGUCAGAUUCAGUUGUGGCAGUUUUUGCUGGAGUUACUGACUGACAAAGAUGCUCGAGACUGCAUCUCUUGGGUCGGGGAAGAAGGGGAAUUCAAACUGAACCAGCCUGAGCUUGUGGCACAGAAAUGGGGACAACGUAAGAACAAGCCCACCAUGAACUAUGAGAAGCUGAGUCGAGCAUUGAGGUAUUAUUACGACGGUGACAUGAUCAGCAAAGUACAGGGAAAGCGUUUUGUGUAUAAGUUUGUGUGCGACCUAAGGACUCUAAUCGGCUACAGCGCAGCCGAACUCAACACCCUCGUGACGGAGUGCGAGCAGAAGAAACUGGCGCGGAUACAGAUGCAUGGGAUCGCUCAGCCUUUAACCACAGUCACAUUGGCAACAACGCUGGAGAAGGACAGCUAG